Ictalurus furcatus (blue catfish) is the source of this 3784-nucleotide messenger RNA. RefSeq names its product nuclear factor 7, brain-like. The record is from RefSeq and is a predicted model, not a curated record. Gene Ontology annotation, molecular function: zinc ion binding. Bases 99 to 1625 code for a protein of 508 amino acids. The transcript has 6 exons. NCBI's taxonomy places the organism in Eukaryota, Metazoa, Chordata, Actinopteri, Siluriformes, Ictaluridae.
AGGAAGUCUUCACUGUUUUCACUUUCACGUCUCUUCUGAAGUGCUCACAACUUAAAAAUCUUUCCCUCUGCCUCCUUCUGGGUUUCAGCGCCUUCUUCAUGGCGUCGGCUCUAGAAGACGAUCUCUCGUGCCCGGUGUGUUGCGAGCUUUAUCAGGAUCCUCAGCUCCUCUCCUGUGGACACACUUUCUGCCGACAGUGCCUGAAAAAGCACUGGAAUGUAAACACUGCUCGGACAUGUCCCGUGUGUCGCGGUGUGUCUCUGCAGGAACCCGUGUCCAACCUGGCUCUGAGGAACACCACCGAGUCCUAUCAGAGGGAGAAAGAAAGGGAGAGGAAGGAGAGAGAGCGUGACAGUGAAGUCAGAUGUUCUGAACAUGGAGAGAAAGUCCAGUUCUUCUGCAAAACUGAUAAUGAGGUCAUGUGUUCAAAGUGCAGGAAAGAACGCCACGCAUCGCACAGAGUUCAGCCUCUCAAAUAUGCUGUACAACAACACAAGGACAGAGUUAAAGCUGCGCUCCGUCCAGCUGAAAAAGCUCUGCAAUCUCUAAAGAAAGGCACGAGUCAGAACGCUCAAAUUGCCAAGUACAUUCAGUCUCAGGCCCAGCAGGCAGAGAGGCAGAUAAAAGCAGAAUUUGAGAAAUUUCACCAUUUCCUCAGAAAGGAGGAGGAGGCCAGGAUGGCAGCACUGAAGAAAGACGUGGAGAAAAAGAGAGGGAAGGUGGAGGAUAAGAUAGAACAAGAGAUACUGUUUCUUUCUGACAGAGUGAGGGAGGUGGAAGAAGAAAUGGAGACUGAGGACGCCACAUUUUUGCAGAAUUAUAACUUUGUACUGCAGAGAGCUCACCGCACAAUGUUGGCUUCAGAGUUACAUUCAGAAAAUCUCAUCAACAUGGCUGAUCAUGUGGGGAAUCUGGGAUACCGAGUGUGGGAGAAGAUGACGGACAUUUUCCUUUACCAUCCGGUCCUCCUGGAUCUGAACAGUGCUCCUGAGGAUUUUUUCAUAUCAGAUGACCUGGCGAGUGUAAGAAAGUCAUCCAAAAUCCGGCCGAACCCUAUUCCAUUUCAUGGGAACCGUUUGGUGCUGGGAUCUGAGGGAUACAGUGACGGCUACCACUGCUGGAACAUCGAGGUGGGAGACAGUAGGCACUGGACUCUCGGUGUGUGUCAACGCUCAGCAGACUUGAAUUUGGCAAAGCGUUUGACUGCAGAAAUGGGCUUCUGGGGUCUCACAAGAAAAGGGGAGUCUUACAUGCUCCUGACAUCCUACAAAUACUCGUUCAGGAUACGCAAAAAGCCAAGAACAGUGCAGGUGCAACUGGGAUGGUGGUAUACCUUAGGCAACCUGAAGAUAAGUCGGAUGGUGAGAUUUGUGGAUGUCAGCGAUGGAUCUGUGAUUGCGUGUUAUACUGGAAUUCCCAGUGGUGUGCUGUUGUUCCCGUUCCUGAUCCCAGAAGAACGUCAUUCUCAUCUGCGCAUUACUCCUGAUAAUCCAGCCAUGGUCAUACAGCACACAUUUAUAGAGAGACAAGAAAGUCAGAUCCCUGUUUACCUCAUAUAUUUGUUCUUAGGGGGUUGUAUCAUUUACAUAUUAUUGUUUGGAGUGAGUGAAAAAAUGCAUGAGUGAGUGAGUAAAUGAGGGAGUGUGAGAGUAAAUGACUGAGUGAGAGAGUGAGUAAGCAAAUGAGUAAAUGAGUGAGUAAAUGAGUGAGUGAGUGAGUAAAUGAGUGAGUGAGUGAGUAAAUGAGUGAGUGUGUGAGUGAAUGAGUGAGUGAAUGAAUGAGUGAGUGAGUAAAUGAGUGAGUGAGUGAGUGAGUGAGUGAAUGAAUGAAUGAGUGAGUGAGUAAAUGAGUGAGUGAGUGAGUAAAUGAGUGAGAGCGUGAGUGAGUGAAUGAAUGAGUGAGUGAGUAAAUGAGUGAGUGAGUGAGUAAAUGAGUGAGUGAGUGAGUGAGUGAGUGAGUGAGUAAAUGAGUGAGUGAGUGAGUGUGUGAGUAAAUGAGUGAGUGAGUGAGUAAAUGAGUGAGUGAGUGAGUGAGUGAGUGAGUAAAUGAGUGAGUGAGUGAGUGAGUGAGUAAAUGAGUGAGUGAGUGAGUAAAUGAGUGAGUGAGUGAGUGAGUGAGUAAAUGAGUGAGUGAGUGAGUGUGUGAGUAAAUGAGUGAGUAAAUGAGUGAGUGAGUGAGUAAAUGAGUGAGUGAGUGAGUAAAUGAGUGAGUGAGUAAAUGAGUGAGUGUGUGAGUGAAUGAGUGAGUGAAUGAAUGAGUGAGUGAGUAAAUGAGUGAGUGAGUGAGUGAGUGAGUGAAUGAGUGAGUGAAUGAAUGAGUGAGUGAGUGAGGAAAUGAGUGAGUGAGUAAAUGAGUGAGUGAGUGAGUGAGUGAGUGACUGAAUGAGUGAGUGAAUGAAUGAGUGAGUGAGUGAGUAAAUGAGUGAGUGAGUGAGUAAAUGAGUGAGAGAGUGAGUGAGUGAGUGAAUGAAUGAGUGAGUGAGUAAAUGAGUGAGUGAGUGAGUAAAUGAGUGAGUGAGUGAGUGAGUGAAUGAAUGAGUGAGUGAAUGAAUGAGUGAGUGAGUGAAUGAAUGAGUGAGUGAAUGAAUGAGUGAGUGAGUGAAUGAAUGAGUGAGUAAAUGAGUGAGAGAGUGAGUGAGUGAAUGAAUGAGUGAGUGAAUGAAUGAGUGAGUGAGUGAGUGAGUGAAUGAGUAAAUGAGUGAGAGAGUGAGUGAGUGAGUGAAUGAAUGAGUGAGUGAGUGAGUGAGUGAAUGAAUGAAUGAAUGAGUGAGUGAGUGAAUGAAUGAGUGAGUAAAUGAGUGAGAGAGUGAGUGAGUGAGUGAAUGAAUGAAUGAGUGAGUGAGUGAAUGAAUGAGUGAGUAAAUGAGUGAGAGAGUGAGUGAGUGAGUGAAUGAAUGAAUGAGUGAGUGAGUGAAUGAAUGAGUGAGUAAAUGAGUGAGAGAGUGAGUGAGUGAGUGAAUGAAUGAGUGAGUGAAUGAAUGAGUGAGUAAAUGAGUGAGAGAGUGAGUGAGUGAGUGAAUGAAUGAGUGAGUGAAUGAAUGAGUGAGUGAGUGAGUGAGUGAAUGAGUGAGGGAGUGAAUGAUUAAAAAAAGACAUGCAACAUUGUGAAAAAUUGCCAUGAACUAACUCUUGUUUAUGUUAAAAGCCGCUUCUAAUGCAAUACAAAACAUUGAAUAUUUCAGUAUUUUUUCAGAAAAUAUGGUAAAAUUGUUCAUUGUACAUAAAUAAACCUAAAUCAAUCAUUUAGGUCUUUUACAGAAACUAGACAGCUAGUUAAGCUAAGGACAGAACAGCACAGACCUACUAUUUUCUCAGAUUGCUCUGGAGUCCCCCUACAAGCCAUAAUACAGUGUGCUUAUUGUUUUAUUUUCUUUAAGUCAUGCUAAUUUAAAUGUGGAUUUUAUGCCUAUACCAAUAUAACCGUCCAAACACUAAACCAAAGAAAGACCCAAGAUUCAGCCAGACAGAUUGUGGACUCUAAAAUUUUAUAAAAUAAAAUAACUAUGUUUUAUUAAAUUGCCAAAAUCGGAUGGUUGGUAAACAAAGAAACAAACAAAUCAUUCAAUUAUUGUUUAAAUUUACACAACGACUUUUCAAAUGAAAGCUUGCUUUACAAAGUAGAGAAUUACACAAGCAAAAAAAUAAAGCUUUAGCCUUAGCGUAUUUUGAAAGGUUAUGCAUUUGGCAUAUUUGCUACACAUUCUGUACAGUGAGAAAAGUGACUGAGGUACAGUGUUUCAGGUAACUGUAAAAAUGUCCUUCAUUAAAACAGCAGAGAGAGUGGU